Molecule: messenger RNA, 213 nt
Organism: Penicillium malachiteum
Lineage: Eukaryota; Fungi; Ascomycota; Eurotiomycetes; Eurotiales; Aspergillaceae
Exons: 1
Coding region: 1-213 (70 amino acids)
Source: RefSeq, a predicted model, not a curated record
AUGACCGUUGGUAUUGGGUCCCCUUCUGGUAACGUGGGGCGCGAGCCUGACGCUGUUGUUGUUGGUGCUGCCCAAGGUGGAAUGUUGAAGUCACGUUUCUGCGGGAGCUGGGAGCCUUGUGGGGUCUCUAUUUUGAUUUCUUUUGGAUGUGAGGAUCUCGGGGUUGUCAGAUGUGAGGAUAUGAAAUGGGUUGAGAGAAAGAAGGAGAUUUGA